AUGUAUAAUGAAACUUCACCAGCUACAGCCGAAGCUCGGCGGCUCAAGAAGAGGGAGCUUGAUCGGAAAGCUCAAAGGCUAGCACGCGAACGGACCAAGAGUAGGAUUGCGCAGCUUGAGAGCAUGGUGGAUAACUUGCGACAAAGCGAUUCGAAUUCACAAAUAGCUUCGUUGAUGGACGAAUUGGGCAGAAUCACGAAAGAGAGGGACAAUUUACUGCAAGUCCUCGACUCAUUAGGAUCAACCAUUCGUCGUCAUCUUGGCGACGCGAGUACCACCAACGAACCAUCACCCGACACCAAAUCAGAAGCAUCAUCGAGUGCAACCACAAAGCUUCCUGCAUCAAGCACUUCCACAGCCCCAAUUGACACCACGAGAGCAGCUUCAGAAACGAGUAGCUCCGCGAUUCUAGAACUCCCCAUGGACGCACCUCCAACCGAUCCCUUCGCCUACACAGGCUGGACCUACCCCGUCAGCAACGGUCCCUACCCAACAUCAAUGGCCUUCGACAACACCAUUCUUCCUCCUUCAGGCCACGGCUUCAUGCCCAUAACCCCCCUUCUCCCCCCCUCCGAAGACAACGACGUCAUCGUCCCGAAAGCUUCCGUGUUGUGCCACUGCUCCAGCCCCACGAGCUGCGGCUCUUCCUACCACGGCGUGAAACCCAAUAUCUGGCGCGCCAUCAACGAAACGUUACAAAAACCGACAAAGCUAUCUGCGGAAGACAUGGCGGUUGAGGAAUAUGGUGCGGAGGAUAUGCCGGUUAGGGCUAUUGUUGAGGGGUGGGAUAGUCUUGAACGGGCGGGCAAGAUGACGGCUACGUGGCGCAAGUUACGGGUUGCUGAUGAGUUGUGCUUUGCGAAUUGUGGGAAUACGGAGAGGUUGGCUGCGAUGAGGCUAUGUCAUAUGCUUCUUACGUACCAUGGCGAUCCCACGUUGGCAAGGCGGGCGACGUUACCGAGAUGGUAUCUAAAUAGACCAUCACAAGCUCUACCACAUUCCUACGGCAUCGACUUCUUUGUCUGGCAAGUACACCCUCACUUUCAUGAGCCAUCAUCUAACAGGCUCAGGCCCGGCUUACGAGAACGACUCAUCUUCUCACAACAUCAAUACUGCACCAACACAUUCUGGGACAUGCUCCAAUCAAAUUUCAAAAUCCUCUGGUCCGACUCCUUCCAAGAUACAUUCUACCACAGCCCACAAACAGGGAAAUACCACAUAUCUCCCAUCUUCGACCAGAGAAUAAGAGAUAUUAACGCCUGGACAAUGUCACAAGAUUUCUUUACACAUUUUCCGGAACUUGGGGAGGAUAUACCGACGUAUAUGGGUGUACCGCCAACGAUAAGCGGUGCAGUUAUGGUUAGGCGGAGGGAGGAUGAUGAGGAUGUUAAGAGGUUUAAGGGACAGAGGGCUGCUAUUUGUUGA
Molecule: messenger RNA, 1425 nt
Organism: Fusarium coffeatum
Lineage: Eukaryota; Fungi; Ascomycota; Sordariomycetes; Hypocreales; Nectriaceae
Exons: 2
Coding region: 1-1425 (474 amino acids)
Source: RefSeq, a predicted model, not a curated record